Molecule: messenger RNA, 3175 nt
Organism: Drosophila rhopaloa
Lineage: Eukaryota; Metazoa; Arthropoda; Insecta; Diptera; Drosophilidae
Gene: Amph
Product: myc box-dependent-interacting protein 1
Exons: 10
Coding region: 409-2199 (596 amino acids)
Cellular component (GO): plasma membrane; cytoplasm
Molecular function (GO): phospholipid binding; protein binding
Source: RefSeq, a predicted model, not a curated record
CGCAGCGUCAGGUGGCUUGAAAUCGCGUUCCUCUCUCGUUUAUUCGCUUUCAUUCGUUUUAUCACCACUGUCGUCUUCCACGCACAUUCGCAGCGCCAUCCGUCGAUUUACGUGCCAUUUGUUUUGAAUUUUCCGAGUGAACUCGACGCGCCCGAAAAAGUCGCAUGCCAAAUAGCGGUCCGAAUAUCGUUAACAAGUGUGUGGGUCGGGUUGUUUAGUUUGUUGAAACAUAAACACAACACUCGGCUGUUUAUCGUGCAUUUAAAGUUUCCCGCAAACGGAAAACUGUGUGCUUUCCAGUUGUGCCAAUAAAAGGAGGGGAAAAGUUCCGUUGCCCGGCCCAGUGCAUCUAUACAAUAAAUAUAGAUAUUCAAGUUAAUAAAUAAAAUUCCCACUUCAACGCACUGAAUGUCCGAGAAUAAAGGCAUUAUGCUGGCCAAAUCUGUUCAAAAACACGCUGGACGUGCCAAGGAGAAGAUUCUACAGAACUUGGGCAAAGUUGAUCGGACCGCAGACGAAAUCUUCGACGAUCACCUGAACAACUUCAACCGCCAGCAGGCGAGUGCCGCCAGGUUACAAAAGGAGUUCAAUAACUACAUAAGAUGUGUUCGUGCUGCACAAACCGCCUCCAAGUCGCUGAUGGAUGCCGUUGGCGAAGUCUACGAGCCACAGUGGAGCGGAUACGAUGCCCUGCAAGCACAAACUGGCGCCUCUGAGAGUUUGUGGGCCGACUUUGCGCACAAAUUGGGCGAUCAAGUGCUCAUACCGCUUAACACAUACACCGGACAGUUUCCCGAAAUGAAGAAAAAAGUGGAGAAGCGCAACCGCAAGCUGAUUGACUACGAUGGCCAGCGUCACUCGUUCCAAAAUCUGCAGGCCAAUGCCAACAAGCGCAAAGAUGAUGUCAAACUAACCAAAGGACGCGAACAGCUGGAGGAAGCCAGACGCACCUACGAAAUCCUGAACACGGAACUGCACGACGAGCUGCCUGCCCUAUAUGACUCAAGGAUACUGUUUCUGGUCACCAACUUGCAGACCCUUUUCGCCACAGAACAAGUGUUCCACAACGAAACGGCCAAGAUCUAUUCGGAGCUCGAGGCAAUCGUCGACAAACUGGCCACAGAAUCGCAGCGUGGCUCCAAUACGCUACGCAAACAAACUAGCAAUCCCAUCAAGACAUCGAGUCCAGUGCAGUCGCCAGUAAACAAAUUAAAUAACGCCAACAUCAAUAGCAACUAUCAGAAUCAAAUUACCACAAACGGUGGCUCCAGUUUGGCAAACAGCCCGACAUCCACCAGCUCGUCGCUGCAAGAGCCGAGAUUUGAUUCAGUUUCUUCAACACCAGAACCGCCCCCGGAUUCCCCAGCAGCAGCCGCGCCCAGCAGUCCCACGGAGAACGGUGUGACCGCAGCUGUAUCCAAGCCACUGGAGCGUCCCGAGUUGAGUGGUCUGAAUGCGAGUGCCAAGGCAACCACAACCACGCAGACAUCGCCCACGGAGGAGGUGGUGGUCAGUGAAGUGAAGCCAUCGGAACCUGAAGGAGCAGUAGACGCAGCCGCAGCAGCAGCAGCAGCAGCAAUCCCACCUGCUGCACCAGCGACACCUGCCCAAGUCAAUGGCAACAACAAUGAACCCCAUGUUACCAAGGAAGGUGGCAAACAGCCCAAGGAACUCCCAACCACCACAUCCAAUGCCGAAGCUGCUGCCGAGGCGGCGGCCAACAAUGGCAACUCGAUCGAGGAGCACAAGCAGAAGAAAUUAGGUAAUGACACAUCAGCAUCAGAAAGAGUCACACAGCACUUAGUUACAUCAACAGAUACAGAUAUAGUAACAAAAUCAGAUACAGAUACUAAGACCAGCACAGGCACAAGUCAGAAAGGUAGACCAGUACCCGUAGUAAAUAGGCACAGCGUAAAUAAUCUUAAUAAGAAUCCAUUCGAGGAUGACGACGAUCGUAUCUACGAGGUGCCCGCUGAUGCCAACACCGCUGACCUGCCGGCCGGCGUCCUUUACCGGGUGAAGGCCACCUACGGCUACGUCAAGGAGGAUGUGGACGAGCUCAGCUUCGAGAUCGGCGACCUUAUUCGCGUCAUUGAGUACGACGAUCCCGAGGACCAGGAGGAGGGCUGGCUGAUGGGUCAGAAGGAGGGCACCACCGAGAAGGGACUCUUCCCCGCCAACUUCACGCGCCCCAUCUGAGGCGGCGGACUGCGGAGCAACUGGGCUAGCACUAACCAUCAGCAACUUCAGUUACACCAUCAACAUUUUUAGUACGGAGAUCCAAUCCACACUUUCGGCCAAAAUUUUCUUUGUGAGCGCUGCUUUUGUUUUUGUCCAAUUAAUAAAUUAUUGUUUUGUGAAUUGUAUUCGUGAAUUGGCAAUCCAUUUUGGGAUUGUUCGAGCAGUGCUUCCAACCACAAAUUGUUAUUGUUAACGAAAACCACACAACACAAAGAAGAACGCAGAUGAGGAACGAGAGAGAAUAUUUUGAAAAUGUUUCAAACAUUUUUUUUAGUUCUAAGUUUCAACAAAAUCUAAAGCAUAAACCUACGUAUACAUAUAUUAUUUGUUAAUCCUAUUACUGUGCUCAUAAUUAUUGCGUACCUAAACGUAUAUAAUUUGUAAUUUGUUAAAGGUAAACCAAACAAAUGUAACGCAUAUCACUCGAAGGCCAGAGUAAUUGUUAAACAAAUCAAAAGUCGGAGGAGAGAGCCUGAACCUUUUGUAUUUUGUGUGUUUUUGCAAAUAUUUAGUACGAGUUUUUAUAGUCAAUUGAGUAUUUUUGGGGCGAUGCAAAAAAGGCCAGAUAAAAUUCCUCUGUGGUCCCCAAAGUUUUGGAAACUGUUUUUCAAGUAACAUCUUUAACGUUUAGCGAUUACGUGUAUCUUAAUUUGUACUUUGGUUUUUAACUUUCGUUUGAGAGACUCGAACUAGCUGCAGCUUUAUAACACGAACACAAUCCAAUAGUCACUAACCGAUCGAUUCGAUAUCUUUGUUUUAUUUAACUCGAUUGUAAAUCACACGAGGUCCGAAAUAAUUGUUUAAAUUGUGCACACUCUGUAAAGUUAUUAUUUUAAUUUUAUUUAAUUAAUUUAAACACUUAUUUAUCGCAUGAACAUAUUGAACAAAUGAUAAUAAUUUACAGAAAAGCAAAUAAAACAUAGAUUAAAUAAGA